This is a messenger RNA of Episyrphus balteatus (marmalade hoverfly), 2093 nucleotides long. It is a transcript of the gene cal1, whose product is annotated as probable serine/threonine-protein kinase nek3. Bases 181 to 1959 code for a protein of 592 amino acids. The record is from RefSeq and is a predicted model, not a curated record. NCBI's taxonomy places the organism in Eukaryota, Metazoa, Arthropoda, Insecta, Diptera, Syrphidae. The transcript is spliced from 2 exons.
GUUAACAAGUUAUAAAAAUUGAAAAAAAAAGAAAAAAGAAAUUAGAAAUCUCAACAAAGACGCUCCAAAAGCAAACAAAAAUUAUUAAAAAUAAAUAAAAAAAAUCCAAACAAAUUCUUCCUUACAUGUUUAUUUUUUAAAACAGAGUUUAUCCAGUUUUAAUUACAAAAAGCAAAAAUUAUGGAACCACUUAUGAGCGAUGGAGAAAUUUUAGAAAGAUCAAAAUUAUGGUCCAAUGUUAUGGAGACAUUUUGCAAAGAAGAAAAAUUUGAAGAAAUCGACUUUGCUGACAUCCAAUCACCCGACGAAGAAUCUGAAGAAAUCAGUGACGAUGAUUCCCCAAAUCAAACAAUCACCAACAACAACAAUAAUGAAAAUAAAAAUACCUGCAAGGCUCUUGUCAAAGUGGCCAAUUUCGAAGGCGAAACAAGUUCCGAUGAUUUUGAUGAAUGUGCCAAUCAAACUGUUGCCAUUAUGAAAGAUCAACAAAGCAAAUGGAAAAAAUUCGGUAUGGUCGAUGUUUUAGAAACUUUUGAUUUAGAUAAAAUUUCCAAAGUAGUAACUCCGUGGGUUGAAAAGAACAAAUUAGACAAGACACAGUUGUCGACUUCACUCGAUGAACACAUUGUCCAUAUCGAGGAACAUCAUCAUCGUCAGAUUCACAUGGAUUCUGAUGAUGAUUCAUUGCAUUCUUUGGACACUGCCAAUUACAUUCGAUCAAGUCGAAAGAAUAAGCGUUCUAGUUGCACUACGACGACGAUAAAAAAGUUUAGCUAUGUCAAAGGAUCACGAAGGCAUUUGCAAAAGAAAUAUGGUUUAGGUAAUUUUGAUUUGGGAAAAGAUUUAAAUAAAGUUUUGUAUGAAAAAUAUCCAACGGAGAAUGUCCCAAAAACGGCUCCGCUGACUUUUAGAGGGAUUUUAGGGUCACAACAGAGUUGUAGUUCGUAUUCAACACCUCCACAGCAAAUAAAGGCUAUUCCAUAUGAAGCCAAAUCGGUCCCAGUGCGGAGAAGGAAGUCGCGUCCGAUUAAGCGUCGAUCUGAUUUCUCUAAGCGUUCUAUAUCGAGUAGCUCCUCGUCGUCUGGUUCUCCAAUUCGUCCUGUAAAACCUAAAUUUAGAAGGAGCUCGAAAGUUAAAAGUGGAGAAGCUGGCUCACAGCUAUCUCCAAAGAAGACUUUCUCUCCAACAAAACAUGGUCAAGUUCCAAAAGAAUCAAAAAUCUUAGGAAAACAAAUUGAUUUGACUCUGAUAGAAACAUCGGAUUCAGAGCCACAAUUGGAUUCAAAGAAACCAAUUUCAGUUCCCAAUCAGGCUCAAUCAGGGAAUCUGAAAGCUAUUCCAGGUUUAAGCAUUCAAGGUGGCAGUUCAAUAAAUGAAACUGGUUUCUUGGGUGCGAGUAUAAUAAACUCGACGGCGUUGUCUAGCACCAAUCCCAUUCAACCAUCGUCGCUGCCUAAUCCUAUGAAGAAAUGCCUCAUAACUCCGAUUAAAAAUAAUCCAGAACAGAUUAACAAAAGACCUAUUACACCACCUCCUCCUGCUCUUCCUUUAAUUAAACCAUUGAGAGUAAAAAUACGUACAAACAAAACGAAAAAAAUUGAAGAAAUUGAAAAAUCUAUUGAAGAACCUAUAGAAAAUAAUCUUCCCCCAGAGGAUAACAGUAAAAUUCUGUUAUAUUGUCCAACAAAUGUUGAAAAACACAAAAAUUAUGUGAGUUGUAAACGAUUCUUGUUGACUCGAGAACAUUUUUUGGAGACGGUUGGGAAGAAGAAUUCUCGUCGAUUUAUUAAAUUGAAUUCGAGGAAGUUUCCAUUUGAAUUUGAUUGUACAUCGAGAAUUUACUUUAAAGUUCCUGAUGAAUCGGAAGAGAGUGCUUCGAGUGAUGAGGAUGUAUUGUAUAUGUUUGGAAGAGAAGGUAAAAUUAUUGUGGAAACUGUGGAACAGAGGAAUAAUGGUUGAUAUGGGUAAAAGGAUUGAUCUGUUUCGAGAGAUAACAUUUGGAUUAAAGUACGUCGUAGCGUGUUUUUCAAUUUUAAGAUUAUUCUUCUUAUUUUUCAAUUAGUUGUAAAUAUUUUUUAAGUUUUGUUGUUAGU